GUCUGUCUACGGAACAGAUGGAGUGCUUGGCUUCUGGGCCAGUAGGAAGGGAAGAAGCCUAGAUUUUUCUACGCAAGCACAGUCUGCCCAAGCUGGGGGCUGUAUUCUGAAAGACUGCUCUGAACCUCAUCUGUGGUUUGUUCUAGCUAAGUAAAUGCACUAUUUGAAGUCGAGUGGGGUCAAGAAGAAAGGCGCAUUUCAGAUACAAUUCAACUCAGAAAUCAGUCUUUAAGUCUGGGAAAAGUGAUCCCUUGGGCACCCCAAGUCCAAGUUCAUUCUGCUGAAGAGUAGCCUCCACCUUGCUUCAGUCAGUAGGAUUCUGUCUUCACAGCCAGGAAAGGAUAGGACUUAUAGAGGGCGGGGCCAGGGGCGGGGCUGACAGCGGGGCGGGGCUUCGUUUCUCCGCGGCCUGUCGCCUAGACAACCUCCUGCGGCUAGAUGGAGACUUUUCAACAACGCUUAUUUGGGGGGCCGGAUCCGGGAUCACUCAGCCCAGAGCAAUUGGAGCAGUUGCGAGAUUUCAAGAUCCAGACUCGCAUCGCAAAUGAAAAGUACUUGAGGACCCACAAAGAGGUGUCGCUGCUCAUUAGCGGCUUCUUCAGAGAAAUGUUUCUGAAGAGACCAGACAACAUCCUUGAAUUUGCUGCGCACUAUUUCACAGAUCCAAGACUUCCCCACAAGAUUCACAUGCAGCUAAUUAAAGACAAGAAAGGAGUCUAAUUAGCAAAGCCACAACGCUCAGCUGCGGGGAGAAGCCAGAAGGAAUCCAGCCUCGGGGUCAUCUGGAGGCCUGAGAGCCCUGUUGCCAUCAGACUGGGUCUCCAAGUUGUAUGGGCCUCUUCCUCCCACAGAGGUUUUCAGAGAUGCUCAUUAAAUCCAGACCCACCCACUCUCUCUCUCUCUCUCUCUCUUACCUUCA
Molecule: messenger RNA, 919 nt
Organism: Alexandromys fortis (reed vole)
Lineage: Eukaryota; Metazoa; Chordata; Mammalia; Rodentia; Cricetidae
Gene: Riiad1
Product: regulatory subunit of type II PKA R-subunit domain containing 1
Exons: 5
Coding region: 439-720 (93 amino acids)
Source: RefSeq, a predicted model, not a curated record